Molecule: messenger RNA, 17651 nt
Organism: Paramuricea clavata
Lineage: Eukaryota; Metazoa; Cnidaria; Anthozoa; Malacalcyonacea; Plexauridae
Source: the annotation of a GenBank genome assembly
AUGAAAGCCGAGUUGGCACUAGUAAGAGAACGAAUUGCUUGGACUCGUAGACAGCUAUGCAGAGUGGAUGAACGUAUUUUAUCUUUGAAUGAAGAAUUGUGGAUGACUUUAAAUGAAGAACAUUAUGCGACAGCUAAAAGAAUGAUCUCUGCGUCUUCUACGAAAACUUUCAACAAAGCACGUUCCACUCAGAUUGCCAAAUUCACAAAAUUGACGUCCUUUGGUCGGACGCAUCGCAGACAAGAAGAUUUGGCCAGUCAUCCACUACAACGCACCGUUAUCAAUAUGAGUGCUAGAAGACUUACGCCGGUUGAAGAAGAUUUUAUUUUAAUUUUUAUUUUAACAAAUUUUAUUUGGAUCGAUAUUCACAAUUUUUAACAAACAAAAGAAAAUAACAGAACAAAUAUUACAUUAAGUUAAAAUAACCUAGAUAUCAAAUGUAGAUCCAAAAAGGUAAGGUACGAACGGGACUCUUAUAAAAGGUCCCAUGCAGGGCACCCACCUCCAAAAUAGUAAUCAUGAUAACAAAUAGAACAUCGCGAACUCAAACUCGCUAAAGGAUUCAGGCAAGCAAAAAAUUAAAUGGAAUAGUUAAACUCGAAAUUCAAAAUAGUCACCGCUUCAGAGAGUUUGAGUAAACGUGGCUCAAUUUCCUGAAACUGGGCGUGUCAAGUAAACUAAGAGACAGAUUGAACAUGCAUGUAAAGGUAAAGGCCAGCUUCCACACAGGAAGAUCCUCCGCUGAACAGAAACGGCGGGAGAGCUUUCAUUGUGUUAAAUUCACGACGUCCACGUCAUUCGUGUUGAUUAAAUUCAUUUAGUUCGAAACCAGAGGUUCCAAACGAAAUCUCGCAAAACAAACUGAAAACUUUCCCGUCCACCCCGAUCCCGAAGACCCUCCCGAAUGGAGACUAGCCUUUACAUGAUAGACAGAAACAUAUUACAGAUAGAGACAGACAAAUAUACAAACACGACAAACUGACUUAACUAUUUCCUGUGGCAAGGACAGUCCCGUACCAGUGACCACGUACAAGAUAACUCAACAUCAUAGACUGACUUAACAAGUUCGGUAUAUUUACGUUUAAGAUAGUUUUUAAAGGAGAUCGGACUGGAGAAUGUAUCUGGAUGAACGACUUUACAUAUACAGUUCCAUGGUUUAACUAUCCGGUUGAAGUAUGACGAUUGAAAGGUCGUCGUUCUACACAAGGGUGUUUGAAGCACAACACUAGCAGCUUGACUGAGUCUAGUGCGUCUAUGUUCAAUGAAUGAAACAUAACUGUCCAUUUUAAGGUCGAUGUGGCCAUACAGCAUCUUGUAGAAGAACACGAGAUCUUUGAUUUCUCUGUCGUAUGUGAGAGGCAAUAGUUUCAAUGUCAUUAAUCGUUGUUCGUAAGGUAUUUCACCAGUCUUUAUUCUUAAUAUCCAUUUUGUCGCUCUCCUUUGAACUCUUUCAAUUCUUCUGUUGAGUUGACUGUGAUGAUUUGAAGACCAAACUUGUGUUGCAUAGGAGAGUUGUGAUUUAACUAGUGUCAGGUACAAUGAACGUCUGAUUUUGACGUUUGUUAAUGAUAAGCAUGUUCGUUUUAGCACACCAAGUUGUUUAUUAGCUUUCGACACGAUCUCAUUAACGUGAGUUUCCCAGUGAAGUUUGUAGGAGAGGGUUACUCCAAGAUCUUUCUCGUUUUCAACUCUCGACAAAUAAUUUCGACCGAGGUGGUAGGGAUAGGUAAUUGGAUCUUUCUUACGUGUCACCGACAGUACCUUACAUUUAGAAGCGUUAAAUGUUAUGUUGUUGUCUUGAGUCCAAAUAUCUAACUUAUCUAAGGUCUGCUGAAGCUUUUCACAGAUGUCUUGGCUCUUGGAUUAAAUUUCGCUGUGGUACCCCGUGUUCUUCCUAAAGAAGAAUUCGUACAACGUUUGGAACCGAAGUUAUACCACAUGACGAACGAUGAAGCUAGUAACAUCCGCGUCCAAAUCACCGAGGUUCUACGACGUGCAACGCUUCCAGCUUCGAAUUUAACCAAGAAUAAGAAGGAUGCAUUGAAAAACUUAAGAGCAGAUAAGUCAAUACAUAUUUUAAAGGCUGAUAAGGGUAACGCUACGGUUAUUUUAGAUCGUCUAGAAUAUGAUAGUAAAAUCCUGGCUCUUUUAAACACUUCAACUUAUAAAGAGCUUAAAAGAGACCCUACAGCUAACGUUGAACGUAAAAUAUGUUCCAAACUAUCUGGUUUUAAAAAGGCAGGUAUUUUGUCUCAAACACUUCAUAAUUGUUUGAGACCUUCAGCUACUGUUUGUCCAAAAUUUUAUGGUUUACCUAAGAUACAUAAACCUAAUGUCCCACUAAGACCUAUUGUAGCGUCCAUAGGUUCGCCAACGUAUGCCCUGGCUAAAUAUCUCGCUGAGAUAUUGAAACCAGUUGUUGGAAAAACAGAUCAUCAUGUAGUAAAUUCUAAAGAAUUUGUAACAAAAAUGGAACAAAUUACAUUGGGUAAGAAUGACAUUCUGGUAAGUUUUGACGUAGUUAGCUUGUUCACUAAUGUUCCAGUUGAAGAGGCUUGUAAUAUCGCGAAAGAAAGACUUCUUUCAGAUAUUACAUUAUCUUAAAGAACUAAUCUUUCUCCUGAGAAUGUUCAUGAUUUGUUGAAACUAUGUUUGACCACGGCAUGUUUUCAAUGGCGGGAGAAAUUCUAUGAACAAACAAACGGCGCUUCAAUGGGAAGUCCAUUGUCGCCUGUUAUGGCUAAUUUGUUCAUGGAGGAAUUUGAAAGGAAGGCCUUAGCUACUGCAAAGUUGAAACCAGCUUUCUGGUUCCGAUACGUGGAUGAUACAUUGAGUAGCUGGUCUCAUGGACUAGAUAAUUUACAAAAGUUUCUAGACCACAUUAAUAGUUUGCAUCCAUCGAUCAAGUUUACUUUUGAAGUACAGAAGGAUGCAAUAAAACUAUACCGUUCUUAGAUGUUCUUUUCACUAUACAUGAUGAUGGGUCGCUAGGACAUAAGGUUUAUAGGAAACCAACACAUACAGACAGGUAUCUGCAUUAUAAUUCAUUUCAUCAUCCUAGUAUUAAAAACUCUGUGUGCAAGACACUCAUCAACCGAGCGAAAACAAUUUGUGAGGUAAGUAACAUUGACGAUGAAUUAGAACAUUUAAGAAAUGUUCUAAAAAUGAAUGGUUACCCACGGCAUUUCAUAGAUAAUGCUAUGAAAACGCCACAAAGUAUAGAGCAGAAGAUUGAAUAUCAGUCGUCUGUUUGUCUGCCAUACAUUGGAAAGAAUUUCGAGGAAUGAAGCAGGUAUAUAAAGGUAUACCAUUCCAGCGAAAACAAAUUGUUUCGAGCUCUUUGCACACAUAAGGACAACGUAAAUGAAUCUCAGAAACCUGGUGUGUACCGCAUUCCUUGUGAAUGUGGUCUGGUUUACAUUGGUGAAACUGGUCGAAAUCUCUCAGUACGUCUUAAGGAACACAAGACGAAUUGCGAGAAAGCCGAGCAAGAUAAAUCUGCUGUGGCUAAACAUAUACUUGGACUUACGACCAUCGUAUAUAAAAUGGGACGAAGCAACCAUUUUGGCGAUUGAUAGUCAUAAGUUCUCUCGCAAAAUGAGAGAGUCAAUUGAAAUCGAGAAGCACAAUACUAUAGAUCAGGAGGGAAAGCCACUAGAUAGUACGUGGCGUGCUCUCUUUAAUGUGCAAAAUUAAUUUCUCUGUCUUGGAUGCGCGCGCGUUAAUUGGAAUCACUUCACUACGUUUGAAAUGACGUGGUUGAUGUGCCGUUUAAUUAAAUUUCAAAUGACGCGAGCCAACAGAUCACGACACUCUUGUAUAUAAAAGAGCGUGUGAAUUAAACAAGUCACAUAUUAUUAGCACUGAUGAAGAUCCGGGCUUACGGAUCGAAAGCUUUGCAGUAGUAAAUUUACGUGGUGUUUCCACAAACAAAAACAAUUAUAUUUUAUCGCCAUGCAAACAUUCAAGGAACUUAUUAGGAGAAGCGAUGUUUUACAAUAUAUUGCACUUUAUUGCACAUUAUCCAGCACUGGUGCAGCUAGGAUUCCCAUUAAAUAAUCUUGUAUUAAGGAGAUCUAAGGGACUUUGUGGGAGCCCCUUUUGAGCGUGCCUCCCUCGCCCUCUUGCAUGGCGGUGCUGCAUGGAUAGAAGUGACUAAAUCAACGUUUCCGUUUAAGAAAUAUAGUCAUUAAAUAGUAUAUCAAAAAGUUUUUAUUCAUUUUAUCCAAUAUAUAUAUUGCAGGUUGCAUCCCAAUCAUUAUGGGGAAUCAGGUUGGUAAUCCUGGCUAAACCGGGACAUACGAAUAGAAUUAGUCGGAUUGAAAAAUCAAGUGUGAAGACGGGAAUAGCCAAUACAUUAGGUACGUGACAAGUUCGUAAUUUCGAAUUUGUAGUUUGUACAGUAGAUCCCCAAAUAUUAAUUAAAUACUAUAAAAAAUAAUGAAUCAGGGGAUACCAUGCAGACUGAAUCGCUAACAAACUAAUUCCAUUAGUCCUAUCUGAAUAAUUUUAGGAAAUAAAGGAGGCGUUGGAAUUUCGUUUGGCUUUUUGUCCACGUCGUUGUGUUUUAUCAACUGUCAUCUUGCAUCAGGGAACGAAACUUUAAGAAAACAAAGGUAUUUAGUUAUUUGUUGUGUCUAUAGCGUCAUGUAUUCUCGUCCAGUUAUACACCAAUCACCUAGUGUCAAUUUCUAAGGUACUCGAGUGCUGUGCAUCUAUAGAACCUCAAAUAUACCUCCAACACGGCUUCAUGUACUAUUUAAAACAUGAGCAGCAGUGUUUUAUCAGAUAUAAAGAUACGAGGCGAAGCCGAGUAUUUUUAGGUCUGAUAAAACACUGCUGCUCAUGUUUUAAAUUUCUUCAAAAACAAUCGAUCUAGUGAGUUCAUCUAGUGAAGUAAUUUUCAAAAAAUACGUUGUGUAAGUCGAGAAAAUCAACGUUAAAGUUUAUGUAAAUCUAGGGAAAUCUUUUUCGCAUAUAUAAGAUACGACACGCUUAUGAUUUUUCUUUGUGUUUUCCUCAUGAAUUAUUAAUGAGUUUUUGAAGAAGUGUAUUAAACAGUGACACAACUUGUAAAAGUUGAUACAUUUUAUAGAGGUUUAUAUAUAUAUAUAUAUAUAUAUAUAUAUAUAUAUAUAUAUAUAUAUAUAUAUAUAUAUAUAUAUAUAUAUAUAUAUAUAUAUAUAUAUAUAUAUAUAUAAUUUAUAUAAUUUAUAAUAUCACGAUAUUAUAAAUUCUAUCACAAGCGGAAAAGAGGUGGACGUCGUGUACUUUGAUUUAUCCAAAGCAUUUGACAAAGUGCCCCAUAAUUUGUUGCUCAUGAAACUUUAGCAAGGGGGGAUUUUCAUUUAUUAAAAGGAGGGGUAGAAAAAUUUCGGGUGUGGUGCAAGCGGCCCCACUCAGUGAGCUUCAACAGGGGUUAGGCAUUUGGGUUAAAGCCUUUCACACAAAAUUGGAGGGGUGAAGCGAAAUUUAGGUGAGGUUGAACACUUUAUUAGAGGGGUUAGAGAGAUUCUAGGAGGGGGUUAACCCCCCCCCCCUAACCCCCCAGUUUAUUCCGCCCAUCAACUUUAGUCUCAUGGUUUUUCUGGCCCACUGCUGGAAUCAGAGUUAUCUCACUGGUAGAAAGCAGGGAGUACUCUUGGAAGGCGCAGAUUGGCUACCGGUAAUUUCUAGUGUUCCCCAGGGGUCUAUUCUUGGCCCUUUAUUGUUUUUAGUUUACGUAAAUGAUGCCCCCAGUUGUAUUAUUAUUGCUCUCUUCGCUGCAUGAUGACUCAAAAUUGCAUCAGACGAUCGACAAGGCUGAUGAUUAUAGCUCAUCCCAAGGAGAUUUGGAUUGUCUGCAUACCUGGACUUUGAGUUGGGGUUUAGAAUUUAAUUCUUGCAUAUUUCGAAAAAAAAAGUUGUCUCAUGCUAACAAAUUGAGUGUGCGCUUACAAUUGUCAACCUUGGGAUCAGGGCCGUCCUCAAUUCUUCGAUGUUUAAUUGAUUUUCCUAGUUAGUUUUUUCAAUUAAAAGGGUUGUAAUGCGCCUUAAAAACCAUCCUUUAAACUGAACUAAACUAUUGUGCCAUAUUGUUUGUAUUUUCAUCAUUUACAGCAUUAUAGUAAGAACAUAUAUAUCCGCUGCUGUACUAGAACGGACUAAUAUCAUGGCUUUGUGCUCAAAGAAAGUGUGUUUUUUAUAGGCGACAGCUAAACUACAUGGACAUACUGAAAGGUCUGAAUCUUGGUCAUAAAAGUGCGUACGAUCUAACAAAUCAAUUUCACCACGUUUUUUGGUUCGGAGAUUUAAAUUACAGAAUUGAUCUGCAGUAUGAGGUGAGUUCAGAUGAUCUGCAGAAAGUGAAUCAAGGAAAUAAAAAAUGGUAAUUCUCAUUAAGUGUUAAACUGCAUUGAUUCAAAUGCACCGCUUCAAUUAUCGUCAACCGUGUCACACUAAUGGUAGGUUUGUCCCUACCUAUUAAAUAUACAUGCAUCCCAAAUACAUGCAUGUUUACAUAAGAAUACUACAAGGUAAUAAUUAUACAGUUAUUCUUCAAAUUACUGGACAGUAUUUAAAUAUUAACAUAAUAAGAUUUAAGUUCUUUGUAUGUUUGCAUGGCGAUAAAAUAUAAUAGUUUUGUUUGUGGAAACACCACGUAAAUUUAUUACUGCAAAGCUUUCGAUCCGUAAGCCCGGAUCUUCAUCAGUGCUAAUAAUAUGAUUAGCACUGAUGAAGAUCCGGGCUUACGGAUCGAAAGCUUUGCAGUAAUAAAUUUACGUGGUGUUUCCACUAAAAAAACUAUUAUAAUAAGAUUUGUAAUACAUUCUAUCACAAAUAUGUUCAUCCUUGCUGAGAAUGACCGUGAUAUGUCUAUAUCUAGGAAAUUAUGCAAGCGAUAAUUGGUAUGGACUACAAGAAGCUGUCAAGUGAAGAUCAGUUAAAGAAGGAGCAGGAUAUAGGAAACGUAUUUGUUAAUUUCCGUGAGUACAUAUAGCGAAUACCUUACUUAUACAUUCGCUGUUAUAGCGUUAUUUUAAAAUAAGUGCAGUGCUUCUUCUGAUGUUCGAAUUGAAUAUAUAGUCCCCGGAAGCAUUUACGUUAGUGAGUACACUGUACGUCCGCAAUGUUUUAUGGGAUACUCGUGCGGAAGUAAAUAUAUUCAAUAAAUAGUCAUAUUCGUUUACCACCACCCCACCCGCAUACAUUCCAGGGUUAUUUGCGCAAAAACUGGAUGACGCAAUGAUUUCCGAGGGUUCUGUUCACGGUCAGUAUAGUUGAAAUAUGAAGAGUUUAGAUCGCCAGUAUGAGCCAAUAUGUUCAUGUCAAAUUUGCACUGAAGCUUAAAUUUCAAAGUGAUCAGCACACUGUCUUAACCAUGGUUGAGUAAUGGCCAUCUCUUACAAUUAUUGGUCCUGUGUUGCCACUGGGGGAAACUGGAGAAACACUGCGUAGGCUGCGUUGUUUGAGACAGUCAAGCUAGAAGCACACUUCUACUUCUACCUGAUACAUGGGAAAUUAUAAUCAGACAACCCAUCCUGCAUGUUGAAACAGUAUUUAGAAUAUUUGUGUCUGUGAGCGCCAGCUAUUCACGUAUGCAUGUAUGGUGUGUAUUUGUAGAUGAGAAUGUGCCUCACUUUCCGCCCACAUAUCGAUACAAGAGAGGAACACGUGAAUCAUAUGAACAUAUUAAAGUGAAGCGAGCUGGGGUAGGUUUACUUUUUUACAAUUUGUAUCGCGCACUUCAUGUAAUAGACGGCCAGCCAGCCGAUCAAAAUACGACUGUCGAUGGCAUUUUUUGUUACAAGUAAACAACAAGCGUUUUCUUAUAGCUUAGACACUGGUGAGUCACGUUUGGUAUGUUGCCACCUCUGAUUUUAACGAACGAAGAGAAAAUUUUAAGCAUUUGAAAAGUUUGCCUAUUAAAUUACUGAUACUCCCAAAAAAAUGUGAAAUUUGAAGUUCACUUAAAUUAGCAUCGUUUAUAUCGUUAGAAAGAGCAUAAAAAAGUACAUAUAAGACAUUUAAACGAGUAAUACGAUUAAUUUAUCCAAAUUCGAGUUAUGAACACUUAAAAAUAGGUAAAAUGCGGUGAAUGACGUCACAAAAGCUGUUUUGUAGCAACUUUAAGCGCCUGUAACUCAAAACAGGGUUAUAAAUUCACACUUCUCACUUAAAUGUUCUAUACCUACUUUUUUCCGAACUUUCUGAUUAUAUACGUGAUUUUUUCUGAAAGUUGGUUUCAAAUUUCACAGUUUAGUGAGUAUAGCAAUUUUAAUAGGCAAAAUUUUCAGAUUCUCAAAAUUUUUCACUUUAAAGUCAAUAUCAGAGGUGGCAACCUAUCAAACGUUGUUCUCCAGUGUCUAAGCUAUACGAAAACGCCAGUUGCCAGCUUGUAACAAAAAAUGCCAUCAAUGGCAUUUUAGAGACACUUUUAUUGAGGUUGGCUGGCCGUCUAUAAUGUAGCCUGGCAUGGCAAAAAAUGUGGCAUUUUAUAUGUCGUAUAUAGUUGUCUCAUAUAUUCAAUAGUGAGCUUAAGCAAGCAACGUUUUUGUCAACAUGAACGUCACCUAAAGAUUAGUAUAACUAAUAUUGGAGGCAUUUUGCAUCAUAGCGCUCAUGCAAGGAAGCAAACAACUAUGAAAAUCUUAUGUUUUGUCAUAUGUUGAAGAUUACCCCAAAUUGACACAUACCCAAUUUGGUUAUCAUUCCAUGUUUCGCGCACCAAUAUAGGUUAGGGGUUAGGUAUUAGGGUUAGGUUUAGGGUUAGGUUUAAGGUUAGGGUGUGUUAUAUAUGUGUAUGGAGGUAUCUAGUGAACUUUUCAGUACACUAUAAUAUCCAUUAUACAUAACGUUUACUAUAUUGGUGCGCGAAACAUGGAACGAUUACCCACAAUUUUUAAUCCAGUCCCCCUUCGGCAAUCUGACGUCCGUGUUGACAAAAGCGUCCUUUGCUUAAGCUCCCUAUUACUUGUUGACACUAUACCGAAAUGUAAACACAGUUUUGAAUCCUUUUAGAAUCGCAUCAACGUCCCUUCAUGGUGUGACAGAAUAUUAUGGAGAUCGUUUCCAGAUUUAACUGUCAGGCAAAACUCGUACGGUACGUUUUUCAUUGUCAACAAACAACGCAAUUAAUAAAAAAGGUGCAGCAUGUGCAUGUAGAUAAAUAUAACAUUCUCUCAAUUCACAAUUAGCGAAACGCAUGCAUGGAGUAUAUGUGGGUGAUUUGUGUUCGUGCAUGAUGUGGCACGACAUUCAUGAUCAAUUAUCCAUGCGUACAAAUUCCUUUUCAGGUUGUACAAAUGAUAUUGUUUCUAGUGAUCACUCGCCCGUUUUUGCGUCGUUUGAUGUUCCAAUAGCAAGUCAAUUUGUGGCCACUCCUGGUGAGUAUUUUAUUCAACUUACCUUGCUGUCAACCAUAUUAUAUAGAUAUUAUAAUAUAGAUAAAAAAUACUCUGAUAAUUCUGAUUGGCUAAGAGCAGUGCAAUUAUUUUUGAAAUUGCACACUGUGCAAUUACUGCAGGUCAAUUAACAAAACAAUGGAAACAAAGCAGAAAAAAAUCAACAUGACGGCGGAUAGUAGCAAAGUAAAUUUUCACUUUUUGACGACUUUUUUUGCACACUUUCAAUGGAAAAUCGGACGUUGAUAUAACUUAAAGUGCCUAUAUCACUUGUAGGACUUUUAUGGAUUUGAGGAUAUAGGCCUUUAAAAAACGGACUGUUCCUGAGUCCCUGCAGCCUCCUGGGGUCUAAACACGGCUAUUGAAGUUUGGCCUUUGUAGAAACUGUCCAUUGUGCAUAGGAGCCUGGGACUCAGGAACUGUAGGUAGUUUAGAGACCUGUAUCUUCGAAAUUAUUGCACCAAAUCAAAAAAGCUUUUUAACUAAUUAACUAACUUUUUACGCUCUUUUCAAAUCCAUAAAUGUCCCACAAGUGAUAUAGGCACUUUAAGUACAAGGAGCACAUAAAUUAAAAAGGUUUUCUAACAAGCAAUGAAAACAAUACUUAAUUGGUGUAGGUGAGUACAUAGCAGUGGUGUCAAGUAUAACGAAGUAAGUGUACUUCGUCACUGUACUUGAGUACCUCUCUCCUCCACAGAGCCUCCUUAAGUAUUUACAAAUAACUUACAUGAAGUUUCCUGAAUAAAAGUGAGCGCGCGCGGUGUGAUGGGAAGAUUGAAAUGAAGACGGGAAGGCUCUGCCAGAUAAUGCAACGAAGUAUGGUUUUUGAACCAAACUUGUUGUUUGACCUUUUUUUAAACUUGAAAUCGACGGAAAUGUGGAAGAAAUUGAAAUAAAUCUCCAUAAUCUGAGUAUCGAAUCUAUUCGAUACUAGUUUCGUAUUCACUUAUGAAAACUUUACUCGAACCUGCCAUUUUCCCUAUUUCCCUUUAUUAAGUGUACAUUUUCAUCUGCCUAGGCCUAUAGGACCUUCUAUUUAUAUUUCGACGCUUUUUCGCACGAGAAGACAAAGGGCGGGCGAAAGUCAUGAAGUCGAUUAACCUGUAAACAACUGCCACCAGCCGAUUAAAGAUCCUUGGUCUAGGUUGCAUUUGCAUGCCAUGAACAAUAUAAUUUUCAGGGGAAUUAUGAUCAUGGAUAACGAAUAGGAUAUGUUUUAUCACCACAGCACUGAUUAUUAUUGUUAUCACAAUUCUGCAUGUAUAGAUAAAGGAAGACCACAGUCACAACCAAAUAAACCUUCGUGCAAAAUUAACAUCCCAUUCAUAAAAGUGAAGGUAAGGUUCAUCAAUUCCUAAUAAUUCAAGUAUUUUGCCAUAUACGUAUGUGCAUUAUUGAACUCUUAUAUCAUCCUUUUCAAUAAUUAAAAUGUAAUGUUAUAUUUUCAGCUUUAUUUCAAUCUUUUAUUUUUCCUUUUCGGAAAUGAUUUAUAGACAUCGUUACUUGGAAAUAUGUACCAAUUUGCCUUCUGAAUGUAUAACCUAUUUUAACCCAAUUUAACUAAACCACCUUUUUCUAACUCUAUCUAUAAUUAUGUACAUAGCGUUUCAUUAUUUUACAGGUCAAGACUGUGAGCAAAACGGAUUUUUAUCUCGAAUUUCAUUCAGCCUGCUUAGCAAGUAAGUAUUACACGCACGCCCAGCCACUUCGUGAUCGUGUUUACAUUAUAUAUGGAGACAGACUGGUUUCCAGUCGAUAUAUUUCAAUGUGUGCGUCUUGGUAUAUCGGACUGGCCAAAAACCGGUCUAGUCAAAACAUUACAAUGUGUUUCUAGACCAUUGAAACAUGUAAGGUCAAUACAUUGUGUUGAAACAUAUACUGUACUUGUGAUAAUAGGUCUUCUCGUUUUAUUAGCAUUUAAUGAUUUUAUUGACGAAGAGAAACCCUGUUUUAUUUUCUACGAGUUUGAGGAUUUGAACAGUUUCCUUCUUGCUUUAGGCCCUUAUACGCCGUGCCAAAUUCGUUAUCGCCCAAAAGUUCGGCUUGUUCAUCACUUUUGUCCUGAAUGGAAUGAAAUCGUCUUGUUACAUUAUACAAAUAGGCCUAAUGAAUGUUUAUGAGUGCAAUGGUAAGAAUAUUUUCAUGAGACGACAACCGGCGACAGCCGAGUUGAAUGGAACAUUCCAUCUUUCCCCGAACGAAAAUAUUCUUACCAUUGCACGAAUAAACAUUCAUUAUUUGUUUUAUAUAAUACCAAAAUAGGAAGUGGAAAUUGAAUUUUCUAUUCAAUAUCACUUGACCAUAAAACAGCCGAUUAAACGAUCAGAAUUCAAUAAGGUAUUAUAUAAUAUUAAUUCCUCGCCAUCGUACCUUCUAGCGCAUGGUAUAGUAAAGAAGGGAAAUUCUUCUUGUAAACAAAAGAAAAAAUAUGUUAUUGAUGUGUAAAUACGUGUCUUUCAGUUCCAAGUUCCCGUUCAUCCAUAUAUCGUAGAAUAUUGUAUACUUUAUAUAUGAGAGCCAUAUUCUAUACCUUAAACUCCAACAUCGUACUCAUGCAGGGCUUCAUAGUUUUACCCUACGCUUCCUGGCCACCAUGCAUUCUAUAGAGAGCGUUAAUUUUCAAACAGAUUAGUAUUAUGGGAAGCUCGUAUGCAGUUACAGACUUUGAAGUCAAUGGAAGAAAAACAAUAAAGUUUUUUGAAAUGAAAUUGUGCAAAUUUUUGGGCGAGGUUGUAACUCUUUAGGGCGUGAUGAUUGUGUGACUUGGGAGCCUGCCGAUACUUUGGUGACGUCCAUAGUAAUUUACGUAGAUUUCAUCCGUUGUAAACAUUAAGAUCUACUAACGCUCGUAUUUUAUCAAACACGUGCAUGCACCGAAUUCAACAACGCAGAGAACAGCUCGAAAAUUAAAAUUAAUUCUGAAGAAGACUCGCAAAAAGAAGAAAAAUGCUGUUAUGGAUUUAUUGAGCUAAAGGAGAAACCAUAUAUAAUUGCUCAUUUUUUUCAGCAAGUGUAAGAAGUAAGACAGGCAAAUCAUCAAGUCCUUGGGACCCACCACGCGCUGUGAACUCCAAACCUACCCUCACUAGUUAUUUGGAGUGGACAGAUUCAUUGCCAGAGGUUAGUUUUAUUUUUAUUAACAAAAACUGCUCAUGGCAUCUCAGAACCGCUCUACCGUUAUAAUUGGUUUAUUAUAAAUUGUAUUUUUAGCUCAAUCCUAUCCUUGACAAUCCCGACUAUCUUCGCGAACAACAUAUUCUCAUAGCUGUCAAGUCUGAAGCUGGUGAUGAAUCUUAUGGUAAGUGCUGAAUAUUCCAUAAAAUGAGAGAAUCUUCUGAUUUAAUCCAACACAGUUAUCAAAAUGUACAGUCAUCCAGGUAUAUUGCGGUCUCAUGACGAAGUUAGGCAUUACUUUAUAUUCGCUGCGUGAGUUUGUUAGUGUGUUAGUUUGUUUGGAGUCAUAAGCCUUGAUAUUUAUUCAAAAAUAGUCUUCGCGCUUGUAUGCACUUGUUAUGCGCAUGCGCCAGGGCAGCGCACUGCAGUACUAUGUCUGGAUCUUUUUAUUAUUUUCUACACAGGAGAGCAACAAAACUUUUAUAUGAUUUUUUAAAAUCGUGCUUUAAAAAGUGGCCGCCUGUGCAUAUCAUAUAUAUGGGGGAGGGGCACUUUGCCCCGUGCCUUCAGCUCAAAAGGGCCCCACAAAGAAACAAAGACCCUUAAAAGUUCUUGAGACGAGUUUGCUUAACUGAGAGAAUGAAUCCUAGCUGCGUUAGUGUCAGAUUAUAUACAGUAAAGUGUAAUAUCUUGUGAAACACCGCUUCUCCCGUUUUACAAUUAUGACGUCAUGGAGGCCCCCUGUUUAUAUCGAAUUCAUUUUUGGCACAACAUGAUUCCCUUUUGCUCAUUGCAUUUCAUUAUAAUUAUUGAAAUUAUUUGGGUUCGUAUAAAUAAUAAUUCGUUAAUUUAAUACAGGUGAGUGUGUGCUGUCGCUGAAGGGCCACCUUUUUAAUACUCCACAAACGUUCGAUUCAGGCCUUACCCAUGGGGGUAUUAAAGCUGGUGAAAUAAGGUAAGCAUCAUCCUCUAUCUCUCAAAUAUGUUUCAUAAAUGAUUAGAGGCCGUCUCUGUCAGUCGUUGCGUUAAUUUGCAGUCAGUCGUGGAAUCAACGCAUGUGAUUGGUUCAUGGCCACAACGAAUUAACGUAUUCAGUUUAUGUUUAAUGGUGCAUUUGUUUAUUGUGCUGUAGAGGUAGCAUGAAUGUUCUGAAUACAAAACAAGCAGCUGUUUUGAGAAGACCGCCAGUACACGCGAAGCCUGACAUAGGUACAGUAUUAUUAAAUUUUCUAAUUUCUUAAUUAGAUUUAUUAGAGCUUAUUACCUUAUUUUCCACUCGAUUAUAGCAACGAAAAUAACCUCGAAGUGCUAAAAUUCCUUUAUCUUUUCCCUUUUCUGAAGUACUUGGCCUGGAUUAUUGGAUGUAUAACACCUGCUAAAAUUCUCUAUUCUGUUUUUAUUAUCCUGUUUUUGUUGCGGGUCAUUCAGGUUUUUCUUUGGUUAUGCUAUAAUAGAACGUCUGCACAUUUGACCAUAUGUAUCUUUAAUUAAGGUCACAACGCAAUUUUAUGCGAUAAAUUUAACCUGGUAACGAAGCGGUCUGUUUCUGCAUUUCAGGUGCUAAGAGUCCAUCUGUCAACAGACCGUACAGUUGUGUCGCAACAAACCUCAGUGACAGCAUUCCUACAUCAAGAAUAAAGUGUGAGCAUCGUAUACUUUAUUGUUGUUUCACUCAUACGAUUUGGUAGUUUGCGAACGCAGACUGUCUCUCGUCUCAGUCUGCAAAGCAGACUAACGAUUUGGAAUAUACCAACUGGUUUGCAGAUGAGUAUCAUUGUUAUAUGUAACAGCAAGAUACGCGUAUGUAAAAAUAUGCAGGGUGUCCCAAAAAUGUAUCUGCUAUAUGUUUUCUGGUAUACUAAAGGUUUAGUAAAAGUUUCAUGUAUUUACACUGGAUGAAAUAACUAAUUUUUCUAUUGAUAUUUGGUAUGAUCAAAAUACCCGACCGCAGUUGGCUUCUAGAUCACCAUGUAGAUCACACAACCCGCAGUUGGUAGAUCACCAUGCAAUAUUCAAACUUGUCCAAACAUGCAAAUUAGGUAAAAUAAAUAGGAAUGAUUUAUGAAAUUUAAAAGUUAAAAUUGGUGAAGCUCGACAAGACCUAUACGACUAUUCAUCUUUUCUGUCGCAAAGUAGCGAAUUCAGGAAUGAAUUAAGAAUGAAGACAAUUCCAUUUCUCUGUACACCUGGGCUUCUACCUUAUUUUUAUAUAGGACCUAUAUUUAUAGUUAAUACCAAAUCAUAAAUAUCUUGGGAUUAUGGUAUUAUGAAUUAACGGAGCCUGUUAUUUUGUAUUUUACUGCAUGGUUCAGUUCCUUUCACCAGACAUGUUCUUGCCGUCAAAUUUGUAAUUCCGUUUUGCCUUCUAUAAUUUCCGUAACCGUCUUGUUGUUGUGCAGGGUGACUUACUGAGUUUUCUUUUUCUCUAGCUGCGUCUCUUGGUAGACAACCAAGCCCGGUCAGACUAAGGUCAUCAGGUAGAUAAUACGGUUUGCUUGAACAAUUUGUUACGAUCACUAGUUUUGUAAUGGCUGUGAAUGUUAGAAAAUCUUUUUCAUUUUGUAGGCCAAAUGCCCCUUGAUACUACGAACAUAAGCACAUACAUGUAAGUGGAACAAGAGUCAUUAAUCUUUAUCCCUGUUCCUGGGUACAUCUUUUGUAUUGAUGUGUUUAUUUAUUGAACAGUUUGAGAUUAAAUUAUUAUGAUGAACUAUUUAUGAUUAAGUCUCUUAACGAUCACCGACUGUAUACUUUUUAUUGAUACUUUUCUAGCACGUUACCUGAUUUUUCAUCUGUAACAACAUCAAAUGUAUGUACCUAUAUGUGCGUCUUGGAGCAUAGACAAUCCAGAAGACAGUCUUCUGGAUUGUCUAUGCUUGGAGUAAACGGCAAACACGUUUUGCUCAAAAUCUCUUCUACAACCAAAUAUUUGUACUAAAACCACAACUCACAAGGAAAACGUGAACACAUGUUUUUUUAUUGAGUAUGCCAAGUUUCAUCAGGUUGGCAUCAGCUAAUUAAUUGUAAGUGUUAUUCAUUCCUGAUGAAAUUUAAAUUGGCAUGUCCCAUGUAUAAGCGUUCUCUGAAUCUCUGUGCAAUUUUUUAUUUUUUAAAGAGAAUGUGGUAUAGUAAACAAAAAUCUAUUGUGUAGUUACGUGCCACAGUCAGGUAAUUGCUGUUUAUUCCAAAACGGUGCGAUUUUGAAAACAGAAUUUUUUCAUAUUUUUAUUUAAUAAUAUGUCACUAUGAAAAGGGUGUAUUGAACUACUGUAUAGUUUCGAUAUACAGUUUAAAAUAAAAUAUGUAAACAAAAACACAUGCUGUCAUGCGUGAACACCCACUUUGUUUCUAUGUUUUACCUAGAUGCAUAAAUUAUAUCAAUGUGCCGUUGUUUAACUGGCGUGUUGUCGGUUGCUUUUCUGGUGGCUUUUUACUUUAUUACCAUCAUGUUUUUGUUUUAGAAUCCGUUGGAUCAAAUGACGACAACUGAAUCCUCGGUACCUCCGCCUCUGCCUGCGAAGGUACAGUAUGCUCUUCAUUAUUUCAAGCUUUGCAAAGAUUACAAUUCGAUAUCGUCAGUCGUUAUCAUUGGUUAAUGGAUAUAGUUUACUGCGUUAUUGAAGUUUCCGAACGCUUUUUGAACUUAGUAAACGCCAGUGAUGUUUUACUCCCGAUUAGUUUUUGGAAUGAAAUGGUACACACGAUAUUAUGAAUGUGAACAAAAAGGCAAUGGUGGACACUUUACGCUUUUUUUGCCUUAAAUUCCAUGCAACGUAUAGCUUAACUUAUAGCCUGCCAAUGCAACUAGUUGUUACCCACUAUUAAUAGAUGCCGUACACAUCCCAAUGCGUUCUUUGUAUUUCCUUAAAUCCAUAUAAUAUUGUCGUAUUUGCACGUCCUCGCGCGAAUAAAAGAGACCUUAAGAUGUAGAACGGCAAAGCGACGACGACGGCCAAAACAAAUUCAUUCAAAUAAAUAAUUGUUAAGAAAGCUUAUCGUAUAUUAUCAAUCAUAUAUGAAUUUAAAACAACUUGAAGAGAUCAGAGGCUUUUCAUUGACUAGAGUUCCACAUUAGUACUGAACCAAUUAUAUACACGUACAAACAUGCAAACGUUGUGUAGACAAGACGAAAAAGCCCUACGGUUUAGCCGUUGUAAACAGACCGUGAACGACGUAUAAAUCUUCCGUGGGAUUUUAAUUAUUCAUUUCAUUUCUUAAAUAUUAUUCAUUUCAUUGUAUUACUAGCCGUCGUCGUCACGUUGCCGUCCCAGAUCUUAAGGUCUCUAAAGCCUUCGUUCUUACUGCACUUUUUUCUCGUUCACUUUUUCACGAGACCAAGACAAGGACAAAAAUUUUAAAAUCUUUAGUGUCAAUUCUUUCAACAGACGUAUCCGAGUAAGACUUCGACGCUGCCCGGCACAGUGGAUGAAUUUCUUUCCAAGAUAGGAUUAGGAUGUUAUCUCAGUAAUUUAGAAGAAAAUGGUUUUGAUGAUUUGACAUUUCUGGAUAAUAUUUCUGACGAAGAUUUGGCAGAUAGUGGUAUAACAGACAAUGGUCAUAUAAAAAAGGUAUGAAAGUGAUGUAUUUUUUUAGGCAAAUGUUGUUCAAAAUAAUUAAACUAGCUCUUCUUUCUAUUUUAAAUGAUAAUUAAAAUGAAUGACUUCACUGAUAGCUCUGUUAGUUCCAAAUUGCUCUGCGUACGUAGCGAUCCUGUGCCAUCCCUUUGCGUCUCACUUGCUGGAAAGCUUGCGGUGUCUGCAUGAACGAAUCAAACGGACUCUUAAUAUCUCGUACCUGAGCUGCUGUUCCACCAACACUCGUGCAAGACUGCAAUAUACAGGUUUGCUGUAGGAACCCGUCCAAUAAACGUCCCUUCAAUUGAAUGUUUCAUGUAAUUUCAUUUGGGAAAAUGUGAGAACAGAACUGAAUGUAUAUAUAUAUUUCGCUGUCCUUUUUGGCUUGUUCAAACCUUUAUUCAAUGUCAUGAUUGGAUUGAAAUUAAAAUGCCUAUUAUAGAAUUAGAAUAACCUUGACCAGGAUUAUGUGACCAAAUUUAAAAGUAGUACUAUUGAUUUAAGCGUUUAAUUAUAGUUUUGUUUUUAGAUUUUAAAUGAAGUUGAACGGUUAAGAAAAGCUGGGGCUUUUACCUCGUAA